UCAUUACCCAUCACACUAAAUUCAUUGGCUAUCGAUUACCAGAUGGUACAAUCUCUAUUGCCCGGACAACUACCCGACUCGAUCACUUCACUCUUUUUCACGUAUGGCCCCAAUGCACCGAUAACAUCACCUGACAUCCUUCCCAAGUCUUUGACAUCUCUAAUAUUGGGCAAUUCGUUCAAUCAGGUGUUGCAUCCUGGUACCUUACCACAAUCACUCCUGACGCUUGAACUGGGCGACGAAUACAAUCAACCAUUGGGGCAUGGCACACUUCCCAACUCAUUGUACUCACUUAUCAUACGCUAUUCAUUUAGUCAAACAAUCGAAUGUGGAGUACUACCAGAGUCACUCAAGUUGUUGAAGCUGCUGAGCUUCGUCUUGAAGCCCAUCCUACCUGGAUCCCUCCCUCAAUCUCUCACCCACUUGGAGAUUGACCAUCUCACCUCUUCUAUUGAACCAGGAGUCAUACCCCGCCAAUCACUCAAACAACUAAUCCUACGAAUCUAUCAAACCGAUCAGAACUGGCCAGAUAUCCUCCCUCCAACACUAACAUCACUGUCAUUGGACACGUACACCAAAAAUGUGCUGCUCAAUGGUACAAGUACUUUGCCAUCACUCACAGAACUAACUUUCCCAUUCUAUGGUGACCUGACUUCUGUUCCCAGCGAUCUCCAUGGCAGGCUCAAGGUACUAAAGUUUGGAACUCACUUUGAUCAGGUGUUGACCAAGGGUGAUCUACCAAUCACUCUGACCAAGUUGGACUUGGGAAUGCACUUUAAUCGACCACUGGACGAGGGUAUCCUGCACGAGGGCAUCAUCAAGCUAUGCAUUGGAAAAGGUUUCCAACAAUCACUGGACUCUGUACAGUUACCAUCCACUAUCCAAACAUUGUCAACAUUCACAUUCAAUCAAAGUCGAUAUGUUGAGUGUAUUGCAUGCCAACCGAUGUCGUCAACUUUGAUGAUGACUAGUGUGAAGGUACGAAUUAGGGAUUAUAUCAUCCCGGAAAUGGUUAGUAGACAUCCUGAACAAAUGGAUAUGGUGACUUCGGUCAGGUUGAAGGAGUUAAAUGUCAGAUUCUUGUUGGAGAAUGAUGUCAAGACCUUUAUCAAAAUGAUUAUGGACAAGGCUCCACAUGUGGAUACAUUCAAUCUUUACAACAAAACAUAUGACACACGAUUCACACUUCGAAGGAUGGAUAACAAUCAACAAUCUAGUACUUCACUCUUAAUCAUCAGUAGACAUAAUGCCACGCUACAUAAUCCACAUGAUCCUCCCAAGUUAUUU
Molecule: messenger RNA, 1287 nt
Organism: Acytostelium subglobosum LB1
Lineage: Eukaryota; Evosea; Eumycetozoa; Acytosteliales; Acytosteliaceae
Exons: 1
Source: RefSeq, a predicted model, not a curated record